Messenger RNA from Olea europaea var. sylvestris, 771 nucleotides. RefSeq names its product protein FAR1-RELATED SEQUENCE 5-like. The transcript has a single exon. The coding region runs from base 1 to 771 and encodes 256 amino acids. The record is from RefSeq and is a predicted model, not a curated record. Gene Ontology annotation, biological process: regulation of DNA-templated transcription. Gene Ontology annotation, molecular function: zinc ion binding. Lineage: Eukaryota; Viridiplantae; Streptophyta; Magnoliopsida; Lamiales; Oleaceae.
AUGUCCACAACUCAACGCAGUGAGAGUAUGAACGCGUUCUUUGAUGGCUAUGUGCAUUCAAAGACUUCGUUAAAGCAGUGUGUCGAACAAUAUGAACGGGCUUUGAAGAAUAAAGUUGAGAAGGAGAUUCAAGCUAAUUUCAAGUCCUUCUCACAAAUGGUGCCAUGUGCGACAAGGUAUAAAAUGGAGAAGCAAUUUCAAGCUGUAUACACCAUUGCAAAGUUUAGAGAAGUUCAAGAAGAGUUCACCGGGAAGCUUUAUUGUGACUUGAUCUCGACUUCGGAGGGAAGUUCGGGGACAACAUAUGAGGUAUGCGAGGAACAAAUAAACGAUGAGCAAUCGCACAGAAAAAUGUUCUCCGUCUCUUUUCAGCGAGAAGAUUGCCAAAUUGUUUACAGUUGCCACCUAUUCGAAUUUCGAGGAAUAAUAUGCAGGCACAUGAUUGCAGUAUUGAUUCGUAAUGGCAUCAAACACGUACCGGAUAGGUAUGUACUACGGAGAUGGCGGCGAGAUGUAAGUAGAUCCCACACAAGGGUCGCAGUUCAUUACGAUGGGUUGACUAGUACCCCGGGGCAGUUAAUGUAUGACAAACUGUGUCAGUCUUUUGCUAAGUUGGCGGACUUGGUCGUAGAUGAUGAAAGCAGAGCUGCAAGUAUACAAAAAUGGAUCGAACAUGAAUGUGAAAUGGUAACGACAACGAAGUCGAAUGUUGUUAGUAAUCUCAUGUCUCCACAUAGUACACCACUAGCAUCGCAAUGUGGGCCAUCAUAA